UGGUUUUCAUUUACCCUUUUGAAUAGCAACCAAUAAAUAAGUAAUUUCAUUUCCCGCCUUUCUCGACUCGCUCUAUUUAUUUCCAAGAACGAACCCCACCUUCAUUCUUUAUCUUAACCACAACAAUCAAAUUCAUCUCACCGAUCUUCCAAUUACGAACCCUAAUAUCAUUUCAAUUUCUAUACCAAAAUGUCGUGGCAAACGUACGUUGAUGAUCAUUUGAUGUGCGACAUUGAUGGCCAAGGCCAGCACCUUGCCGCCGCUGCCAUUGUCGGCCACGACGGCAGCGUUUGGGCUCAGAGCGCCUCAUUUCCACAGUUCAAGUCUGAUGAGAUCAAUGGUAUCAUGAAGGAUUUUGAUGAACCAGGUCAUCUUGCACCUACUGGAUUACACCUUGGUGGUACAAAGUAUAUGGUAAUCCAAGGAGAGCCUGGAGCAGUCAUCCGUGGAAAGAAGGGGUCUGGAGGAAUUACCAUAAAGAAGACUGGUCAAGCUCUAGUCUUCGGAAUCUAUGAAGAACCUGUUACUCCAGGACAGUGCAACAUGGUCGUUGAGAGGCUUGGCGAUUACCUCGUCGAUCAGGGUCUGUAGACUUUUCUAAGUCCCAUCUCGGUUCCCAGUUAUCGAAUUUUGGCCUACAAUCUUUUUUUUUUUUUUUUUCAGAUUCUUUUCCCUCCUUCUCUUUGUGUUUUGUUUGGUCUCAAGUUUGCAUACGCUUCAUUCUAGAGCCUCAGAAUAGGCCAGAGAAGUUAAUGCAGACAAUAACCUCCUGAAAGAUAUUAACAGUUGUUUGGAGCUUGGCUUUUCAUUAAUUUUCAUAAAACAUAUGAAUAUUUUUUAGUAUUUA
Molecule: messenger RNA, 847 nt
Organism: Cucumis sativus (cucumber)
Lineage: Eukaryota; Viridiplantae; Streptophyta; Magnoliopsida; Cucurbitales; Cucurbitaceae
Product: profilin-4
Exons: 3
Coding region: 190-591 (133 amino acids)
Cellular component (GO): cell cortex
Molecular function (GO): actin monomer binding
Source: RefSeq, a predicted model, not a curated record